AUGUGUUGUAUGUCUGACAACAGAUUCCCCAAAUAUGUGUUUUGUGGAGAGUUCGGCUCUGGAAGGAGAAAACGCGGUGGACAAAAACUGUGCUUCAAAGGUGUAUUAAAGAGACACAUGAAGAAUGUGGACAUCAACACCCAAACUUGGGAGGAAGAUGCAAUGGACAGAAAGAAGUGGCAAUCAAUGGUCCAUAAAAGCAUUGCCGCUGUCGAGCAGAAUCGCCUCAAGAAAUAUCAAGCAGCUCACAACAGGAGGCACGCACCGACAACUGAUGGUCUUAAAUGCAACCGUUGCAGUAGAUUGUGCCGCUCACAUGCUGGACUUGUAGUGCUUCAACGCUCCUGCAGCACUUAA
Pocillopora meandrina is the source of this 357-nucleotide messenger RNA. Lineage: Eukaryota; Metazoa; Cnidaria; Anthozoa; Scleractinia; Pocilloporidae. The record is from the annotation of a GenBank genome assembly.